AUCUGUGUAUGAGAUUGAAUCAGAGGAGCAACAGAGGAGCAUAAUAUUUUGUUUAAAAAUAAAAAUUCUCCUUAGCAUUGUGUUUACUAAUAAAGUAAAACGCAAUAAGAAGUGUUUUCUCUAAAGUAUAGUUAUUUUCAAGUGUUAAAUUUACAGUGUUUUUCACGACAGUGGUGAUUUUUAAUACAAAUGCUAUAUUUGUAGGUUAGGUUUUUUCAGUCACGAUGGCGGAUAAGGCCAUUAUGAAGCAAAUUACUGAGCAAAAGCUCAAGGCGUUUUCCAUCGGCACAAUGGGAAAACGACCUCUCAGUAAAAAAGAAUUGGAAGAACAACGAAAAAAAGAACAAGAACAAGCUGCAGCGCAGGCUUUUGAAGAAUUUGUCGCAACAUUUCAAGACACUCCAAAUAAGCCAACUAAUAAAGUUUGGGUAAAAGCCGGUACUUACGAUGCUGGAAAAAGACAGGAAGAUACGAGAGAAAAGGGCAAACUUUAUAAACCUCAGUCGAAAAUAUCAGAAAUGGUUGACAAUAGAUCGUCAGCGGAACAAGCGCAAGAAUAUGCGAGGCUCCUUGGUUCGAAUGAGAGGAAAAUUGAUAGACUUGGUAAAAAGAAGAAGGAAGGCGAAAAGAAAAAGAGUAAUUUAGAAUUAUUUAAAGAGGAACUUAAAAUGAUACAAGAAGAAAGAGAGGAAAGACAUAAAUAUAAAGGAGUCGUGAAAACAGUUUUAACCACAUCUUCGGAAGAUCCGAUGAUGGCAGCUUUAAAAUGCGUAGAAGAUGGCUCUUUUGACAACGGAGAUCCCAAUACUACAAAUUUAUAUCUGGGGAAUUUGAAUCCUAAGAUCACAGAACAACAGUUAAUGGAGAUUUUUGGAAAAUUUGGCCCAUUGGCUAGUAUAAAAAUAAUGUGGCCCCGUAGCGAUGAAGAAAAAGCUAGACAAAGAAAUUGUGGUUUCGUUGCGUUCAUGAGCCGUAGAGAUGGAGAGCGAGCGCUGAAAAAUUUAAACGGUCGAGAUAUAAUGCAAUAUGAAAUGAAGUUGGGCUGGGGUAAAAGUGUGCCAAUACCGCCAUAUCCCAUUUACAUUCCGCCUGCUUUAAUGGAAAUAACGCAGCCACCACCGCCUUCUGGACUUCCAUUUAAUGCUCAACCUCAUCGUCGCGACAAGCACAAGAUACCACGUAUUCGCAACCACCAGACCUUGGAGCCGCAGGAGAAGGAAAACUUUGAAAAGAUUUUGCAGAAUGCAGUUGUCAAAGUGGUUAUUCCGACGGAAAGGAACUUAGUCAUGUUGAUACAUAGAAUGGUGGAAUUUGUCAUUCGAGAGGGACCCAUGUUUGAAGCAAUGAUUAUGAAUCGAGAAAUAUCAAAUCCCAUGUUUCGAUUUUUAUUUGAAAACUAUUCACCGGCACAUACUUAUUAUCGUUGGAAAUUGUAUUCCAUUCUUCAAGGAGAUUGUCAAAAAGAAUGGCGAAUUGAAGAUUUUAGAAUGUUUAAAGGAGGAAGCGUUUGGAGACCUCCGCCAAUCAAUCCAUGGACUCAGGGAAUGCCAGAGGAAUUAAUUGAAAUUGAAGAAAGACAAGAGCCUAGAAGGGGGAGUCUGUCAAACAGUCAAAGAGAUCGUUUGGAAGAUUUGUUGCGUAAUAUUUCUCCUGAACGAAUAAGAGUUGCAGAAGCAAUGGUAUUUUGUAUAGAACAUGCGGAAGCAGCUGAAGAAAUUUGCGAUUGUAUCACAGAAUCUCUUUCAAUUUUGCAAACACCUGUGAACAAGAAGAUAGCCAGACUCUAUCUUAUUUCUGAUAUUUUGCACAACUGUGGCGUUAAAAUUACAAAUGCCACAAUCUACAGAAAAGCGUUCGAAUCACGCCUGCUGGAAAUUUUUAAUGAGGUUCAUCAGGCUUAUAAACAAUUUGACAGUAGAUUAAAAGCAGAAGGAUUUAAAGUUCGUGUGAUGCGAAUGUUCAGAGCUUGGGAAGACUGGGCUGUUUAUCCUCGAGACUUUCUUGUCAAACUUCAAAAUUCCUUCCUUGGACUUGUUAUGCCAGAAGAACCGGAAAAGGAACACGACGAAGACAUCGAUGGAGCACCACUUUCGGAUACAGAUGCAGAAGCAACUGAAGAUUUGGACGGCGUUCCUCUUGAUGGUGCGGCUCUUCUGAAAGGCGCCAUAAAACUUGGCCUCACACCUCAACCAGGUUCCCAUUACGAUGACAUUGACGGAGUACCGAUGGAUGAAGACAUUGAUGGUAUUCCGAUGGACGACGAAGACAAUGAUAAUGCAAAAUCUAAAGAUGAUGAUAAAAAAUCAGCAAUGCCUGCAGGAUUCGUUCCAUCGAGAUGGGAAACUGUCGAUCCAGAUCAGAUCGAGGCACAGGCAAUGACGACAAGUAAAUGGGAGGAAUUAGAACAAAACGAUGAUUCAAAUUCACAAGAUGCCAGUAUGGAUUCAAGUAGUAACGAUAACAAGAAUAUUUCUAUGCACCUAAAUUCUAGCAGCCGUGAUUAUAAUGAAGAAAGAAGAAAUCGACUGCGCGAAAUUGAAGUCAAAGCCAUGCAGUAUCAGGAUGAAUUGGAGAGCGGAAGAAGGUCCAUUAAAGGCGGAAUGACCAUUCAAGCCCAGGUUGAACAUUAUCGAAAAAAAUUAAUUAGAAAGAGUGAAAGAGAAAUGAAAGAAAGAAAAAGUGAAGACCGUGAAGAUGAGAGACGAAGGGAGAAAAAGCGAAGUGUUUCCCCGGACUCGCCAGUUCAUUACAGAGACAGAAGAAGAAAUUCACCUAGUCCUCCUCCAAAAUCUUGUAGUCGUUACAGGUCACGCAGUCGAUCACCGCGCAGCAAACGCAGAUCGCGAUCGCCGCAUAAGAAGCGAAAUAAUCCAGUGGUGACACCAUCGCCGCCUCGAAUUCGAAGAACACCUUCGCCUCCGUUUUCCUCGCGAUCAUCGCGCAGAUCACCAGUCAGUGAACGAAGCGAUAGAAAAAGACGAAUUCGAUCGCCAUCGAUGUCACCGCCUCCACCGCCAAGAACAUCGUCGAAACAUAGAUUGAGCAGUCCACCGUCACCAUCGCCCAGGAAACACAGACAUAAGCACAAAUAUUAAAUUUUCUCUCCAAUUUUUAUUCAAGAUUGAAUUGUGAAAUCAAGGUAAAGUAAAGUGUCUUUUUAACAAUCUUCUUAUAGAAGGUUAUUCACUUUUUUUUAAGACUUAUACAACGUGAAGUGAAACUCAAGCAUAAUUCUGUUCUAAUUUAUACUGUCUUUAAAUAUUGUAGAUUACACAGUCACACAUGUAUAAACUUUCAGGAAUUUUCUUCAGACUUUCCAUUUCGACAGAAAUAAGAUAAUUAUUGUACAUUGUUAAUUUUUUAUUUAAACUACAACAAAGCACGUUUGUUGUACUGAAUUUACAAAAAUUUUCGUGUUACCUUUUAGAGUGACACUAAAAAUUUUGUAUUCUAUUUGUAAAUUGCUUCGAUGAGAGAACUUUUUUUUUUUAUCAAUUUGGUAUAAUUAUCAACGGAAUAUUUACAUUUUUUAUUUCAUCGUCGCAUAAACUCAAAAAAAAAAAAAUACGUUU
This is a messenger RNA of Leptopilina heterotoma, 3572 nucleotides long. RefSeq names its product U2 snRNP-associated SURP motif-containing protein. The transcript is spliced from 19 exons. Lineage: Eukaryota; Metazoa; Arthropoda; Insecta; Hymenoptera; Figitidae. Gene Ontology annotation, molecular function: RNA binding. The record is from RefSeq and is a predicted model, not a curated record. Gene Ontology annotation, cellular component: nucleus. Bases 225 to 3095 code for a protein of 956 amino acids. Gene Ontology annotation, biological process: RNA processing.